Adineta steineri is the source of this 465-nucleotide messenger RNA. Lineage: Eukaryota; Metazoa; Rotifera; Eurotatoria; Adinetida; Adinetidae. The record is from the annotation of a GenBank genome assembly.
AUGUUUAAAUUUAUUCUUAUCUUUCUAAUUAUUCAACAAGUAUAUUCAACUGAUGAACAAACUCAUUCACUUUCUAAACAUCCGUUAUUCAUAAAAAUAUUUCGAUUACUUGAUCAAUUAUUAUUACAAGUUCAUGAAAUGCAAAUAUUAAUUAUUCGUACAUAUGAUAUGAUCAAUGAACUACCUUAUGAUCUACGUCCAUUUUAUUCUGAAUGUGUUAAUGAAACAAAUAAUGUAUCAAAAAUUCACUAUUCAACAAAUUUAAAUGAAGCUGCAAUAAUUCGUAUACCACAAAUAAAAAGUCAAUUGAAACAAGCAACAACAAUUGAACAACAACUUAAUAUAAUGAAUAUAACAGAUAGAAUCGUUGCUGAUAUUUCUUUAAAUACAAUCAAACCAAGUUUUUCAUUAAUUACUGAAAUUCUUGAUUGUUUUAAAAGUAAAUCUAAACUCACUAUGGUCUAA